UAGCAAUGGCGAUGACUGAACAAACACCAUGCUUUCCAAUGAGCAACCACACAAAGGAACGUGUCACCAUGACAAAGAUGACUCUGGAAAACUUCUACAGUAACCUCAUCGCACAGCAUGAGGAACGAGAGCUAAGACAGAAGAGGCUGGAAAAAGUGAUGGAGGAAGAAGGCCUCCGGGAUGAAGAGAAAAAGAUGAGGAGAUCGGCACAUGCCCAAAAAGAAACCGAAUUUCUUCGACUAAAAAGGACGCGGUUGGGGUUAGAAGAUUUCGAGUCUUUGAAAGUAAUUGGAAGAGGCGCUUUUGGGGAGGUUCGGUUAGUUCAAAAGAAAGAUACUGGCCAUGUAUAUGCGAUGAAAAUUUUGCGGAAGGCAGACAUGCUGGAGAAAGAACAGGUUGGACACAUUCGUGCAGAAAGAGAUAUUUUGGUAGAAGCAGACAGCCUGUGGGUUGUAAAAAUGUUUUAUAGCUUUCAGGACAAGCGGAACCUCUACCUGAUCAUGGAGUUCCUACCCGGAGGUGAUAUGAUGACCUUGCUGAUGAAAAAAGAUACCCUGACUGAAGAGGAAACCCAAUUUUACAUUGCUGAAACUGUACUUGCAAUUGAUUCGAUCCAUCAGCUUGGUUUUAUACACCGGGAUAUCAAACCAGAUAACCUCUUACUGGAUAGCAAAGGACACGUAAAGCUGUCAGACUUUGGAUUAUGUACAGGACUUAAGAAGGCUCAUCGGACUGAUUAUUACAGAAAUCUGAACCACAGCCUGCCAAAUGACUUCAAUUUUCAAAAUAUGAAUUCAAAGAGAAAAGCAGAAACAUGGAAGAGAAAUAGACGACAAUUGGCAUUUUCUACUGUUGGUACUCCCGAUUAUAUAGCGCCAGAAGUAUUCUUGCAAACUGGCUAUAAUAAAUUGUGUGAUUGGUGGUCACUAGGAGUCAUAAUGUAUGAGAUGCUGAUCGGAUAUCCUCCGUUUUGUUCUGAGACUCCCCAAGAGACCUAUAAGAAAGUUAUGAACUGGAAAGAAACUCUUACAUUUCCUCCAGAGGUUCCCAUAUCAGAAAAAGCAAAGGACCUUAUCUUACGUUUCUGCUGUGAGUCAGAGCAACGAAUUGGUGCUUCUGGUGUAGAAGAGAUCAAAUAUAACCCGUUCUUUGAAGGUGUUGACUGGGAACAUAUUAGGGAAAGACCUGCUGCUAUACCUAUUGAAAUAAAAAGUAUUGAUGACACUUCAAAUUUUGAUGAAUUUCCGGAUUCAGAUAUUCUUAAACCAAUGGGUGCAAGCAGCCAUCCCGAAUCAGACUUCAAGAACAAGGAUUGGGUCUUCAUUAACUACACAUACAAGCGCUUUGAAGGACUAACAGCUAGAGGAGCACUUCCAACUUUUAUCAGGCCACGGAAAUAAAACUUCUAUACUGUGACAAGUACUCACCUAUUAGUAUUUUUAACUUGGUUGCCUUAAGACUCUGGACUGUUUUGGCGCUUUUAAAAAAAAGCAUGACCGUAUGCACCAGUGGAAAGUUUGAAACUUCCAUGCCUUCUUAUGUCAUAGCCUGUAUCAUCUGGAAAAUGCCAUAAACUCCAUUUCACCAUGAAAGGGAUUAGUCUUGCACAACUACUUGUUUCUAAUCUAGCCUCAUACAUUCAAAACGUGAUCUGUGAUCAUGUGACUGCCUUUACCAUUCCUGGUCACCUUUACGAAAUUUUUUACCAUUUUUACUCUUCUACUUCUCUGCAGUCCAGUAUAAAUUUAUUUCCCAAUGGAAGAUUGUUUUGGUACUCUAAAUAUUUGAUUCAUUUGUGUCUGACGCUCAGACCUCUGCAGCUUUAAGAGUCACUUUCAGCACCAGCAGCAUCAUGCACUUUGUCCACAUCAGACUGUGUCUGCACCAGUUUGGAUCCGGCAUACUUGUUAUUCCAAAAGACAAACUCUAGACGGUUUCAAGAAAGUGAAGCCCAAACUAUUUAUUUAGCUUUUUCCAAUGUUGAUUUUUAGGAAAAAUGUUUGUAAAAUAACCGUGAAGAAUUUUUUUUUUUUCCCCCCUUACCUGUUGUUAUUUCUUAUUUUUUUUCUAUUUGUAAUUUGCUUUGUGGAAUUUCUAGUGCUUUAAAAAUAGUGCAGAGGCAAACUCUGCUUUAUAUUUGGUAUUUUUACAGCAUUAAACUAUUGUAUGCA
Messenger RNA from Nanorana parkeri, 2171 nucleotides. RefSeq names its product serine/threonine-protein kinase 38. Lineage: Eukaryota; Metazoa; Chordata; Amphibia; Anura; Dicroglossidae. Gene Ontology annotation, molecular function: ATP binding; protein serine/threonine kinase activity. The record is from RefSeq and is a predicted model, not a curated record. The transcript has 13 exons. The coding region runs from base 6 to 1400 and encodes 464 amino acids. Gene Ontology annotation, biological process: peptidyl-serine phosphorylation; intracellular signal transduction.